UAAUUAUUCGACUUGUCUUUUUCCUGGAUCGUUUUGUAGCAAUUGUUUUGUAAAGCAACUGCUUUCUUUUCUCUUUCUUUCUGAACUGCAUCACCUAAAAUAUCAGAUUAUCUUUCUUCUUCAAGUUUUCAUCUCAAGUAUCGGAUUGCUUUAAUUUUAGCUCCUGGUGCAUUCAGAGAAACAGAUAUGGACUCCACUUCUUUUGUUGCUGCUGUUGAUACUGAUAUCCCCCCUCUUCAAGAAAAGUACGAUGUGUUUCUUAGUUUCAGAGGUGAAGACACACGCAAGACUUUUACCAGCCAUCUUCACGCGGCUUUACUUCGGAAGAACAUUGACACCUACAUAGAUCGCAGGCUCGAGAGAGGAGAUGAAAUUGCUCCUGCCCUUCUAAAAGCAAUCGAGAGAUCGAAAAUUGCACUAGUCAUUUUCUCAGAAGACUAUGCUUCUUCCACAUGGUGUUUGAAAGAACUUGUGCAUAUACUUGGAUGCAAGAAAAGCCAUGGACAGAUUGUUAUACCCAUUUUUUAUCGCAUAGAUCCAUCACAUGUACGAAAACAGCAGGGAACUUGUGCACUUGAAGAUCGUCCACUUAAGCGCAGUAGGGAUGAGGUGGCCAACUGGAGGGCUGCUUUGGAGGAAGCAGCCAAUAUGUCUGGGUUUCCUUAUUCCAGCAGAACAGGGAGGACAGAGGCCGAUUUUGUUGAGGAAGUUGUCCAAGAUGUUUUGACCAAAUUGAAUCGGGAAUCGUCAAGUGAUUUGAGGGGCCUGUUUGGAAUUCAAAGGAAAAUUGAGAAAAUUGAGUCGUUAUUAUGCUUGGAUACACCAGGUGUUUGCUGUGUAGGUAUUUGGGGCAUGGGUGGUAUUGGCAAGACCACCCUCGCUGAUGCUGUAUUUCACAGGCACUCCUCUAAAUUUGAAGUUUGUUGUUUUCUUGCAAAUGUCAGGGAGAAAUCAGAAAAAACGGAUGGACUAAAUGAGUUGCGAAAUACACUUGUUCGUGAAUUAUUGAAGGAUAAAGAUGUAAAUAUCAACACUCCGUCUAUUCCACCUCAUAUUCAAGAUAGGCUCAGGCGUACAAAGGCGUUCAUUGUUCUUGAUGACGUGAAUGCUCGAGAACACCUAGAAGUUCUUGUUGGUGAUGAUGAUCGGUUUUGCCAAGGAAGUCGAAUCAUUAUAACUGCUAGAGAUAAAGGCCUACUUGAGCAAAAAGUUGACCAAGAAAAGAUAUACAGUGUUGAGGGAUUAGGUUCUGAUGAAGCUCUUGAGCUCUUUCACUCGCAUGCUUUUGGAAAUAAGUCCCCAACAACAGAUUACACUGAGUUGUCAAGAGAGGUGGUGGAUUAUAUUAAGGGCAUUCCAUUAGCUCUUAAAGUUAUGGGGUCCUCAUUCCGUCGUUGCAAGAGCAAACAAGAGUGGGAAGUUCAAUGGAAAAAAGUGAAACAAUUUCCAAACGAAGAAAUCGAUCAAGUGUUGAGAAUAAGUUACGAUGGAUUAGGAAAAAAUGAGAAGGAGAUAUUUCUUGAUAUAGCAUGUUUUCAUAAAGGCUAUUUGAGGAAAGAUGUAGAAAUAAUUUUAGAUAGUUGUGAUUGCUUUGGGGAAGUGGGAAUCAAUGAUCUUAUUGAUAGGUCUCUCAUAUCAAUUUCACAAGAUAUGAGGUUUAAAAAAUUGGGAGAGGCAUCCUCAGGAGGACAGAUAGUAGAGAUGCAGUCAGUAGAACGGAUAGAGAUGCAUGAUUUGGUGCAGGAAAUGGGUAGGGCAAUUGCUCGAAAACAAGGCAGUAGGUUGUUUAAUGCAGAUGAUGUCUAUAAAGCGUUGACAAAUAACCAGAGAGAUGGACAUGUUCAAGCCAUAUCCUUUGACAUGAAUAAGAUUGAAAAAAUGUAUCAACUCAGAUGGCUACGUGUUAGUUAUUCAUAUCUUUGGAGUGGUUCUCUUCAUCUUCCCAAUUCUCUUAGAUAUCUUUACUGGGAGGGAUAUCCUUUGGAAUCUUUGCCAUCAAAAUUUUCUGCUCAAAAUCUUCUUGUCCUUGAUACGCCGUACAGUGACUUUGGGGUGCAACUGUGGAAUGAAGACCAGAGUCCAGUGAACUUAAAACGUGUCAAUCUUCAGUUCUGCCGAUAUCUAACUGAAGUCCCAAAUCUCUCUCAGUGUCUAAAUAUUGAGCAUAUAGAUCUGGAAGGCUGUGAAAGUUUGGUUGAAAUUCCUUCGUAUUUUCAACAUCUUGGCAAGCUUACUUAUCUUAACCUUUCGAGGUGCUACAAGAUCAAAAAUCUUCCCGAGAUGCCAUGCAAUCUUGAAUUCUUAGAUUUGUCUUGGACAAGAAUUGAGGAAUUGCCUUCAUCAGUUUGGUCUCACGAAAAAAUAUCUCACUUAGAUAUUAGAAAUUGUGGACACCUUAAGAGUCUUCCAAGCAACAGUUGUAAGCUGAAACUCUCGAAUUCUUUUAGUCUAAAGGGCUGCAAAUCUCUUUGCGAGAUGUGGGAGCUUCCCAGGAAUACAACAGUGCUAGAGCUGAGUGGUACAACAAUAAAAGAAUUGAGGAAUACAUCAAUAGAAUCUGUUGUUGGUCUCACUGCAAUUAAACUGAUCAAUUGCAAAAGCCUUGUGAGUCUUCCAACGAACAUUUGGAAGUUGAAAUCUCUGGAGAGCCUUGAUCUCAGUGGUUGCUCUAAAUUUCAACACUUCCCAGAAAUCUCGGAGGCUAUGAAACAUCUGGAGUUUCUAAAUUUAUCAGGUACAAUGGUGAAAGAGGUACCCCCAUCAAUUGGAAAUCUAGUUGCGCUUCAAAAAUUAGAUCUCAGUGGUUGCUCUAAAUUUCAACACUUCCCAGAAAUCUCGGAGGCUAUGAAACAUCUGGAGUUUCUAAAUUUAUCAGGUACAAUGGUGAAAGAGGUACCCCCAUCAAUUGGAAAUCUAGUUGCGCUUCGAAAAUUAGAUCUCGGUGAUUCCAAGUACCUUGAGGUUGUCCAAGAUUACCUCUUUCGUUUAACCUCAUUACAAGAGUUAGAUCUGAGUAGCACCAAAAUUAAGAGCUUACCCGCAAGCAUCAAACAAGCUGCUCAUCUGUCUAGCCUGUUCCUCAACGAUUGCAAGAGCCUUGAAUCUUUACCAGAGCUCCCCCCAUUGCUGCAAUGUCUUCAAGCACAUGGUUGCACGUCACUGACGACAGUGUCAAGUUCAAGCACUGCAAUCAUACAAGGUUGGGAAGAAUAUAUAUUUUAUCGAGGGCUUUAUGAGAAACAUGUAUUUUCUGAUUGCAGAAGAUUGGAUGAGAAUGCACGAAGCAACAUAAUGGGUGAUGCACAGCUCAGAAUUUUGCGGAUGGCAACUGCGUCGUCGAAUUGCUCUUUGUUUUUCACGAGUUUAAUAACUAUGAUCUCCAUAUCCAUGCUACAGGGAUUUUUACGCAAGAGAUCUUCCGUUGCCAUUAGAUUUUGUGGGAAUGAAAUUCCAAAAUGGUUCAGCCAUAAAAGUGAGGGAUGUUCAAUAAAGAUUGAGCUUCCUCGUGAUUGGUUUAGCACAGAUUUCUUGGGUUUCGCUCUAUCUUUUGUUGUUGUUGCUGCUACACGUUGCAUGGAGAUUGGAUGCAAGUACAACUUCAAAACUAGUAAUGGUGAAAGCCAUGAAGUCAGCCAUUAUUUGUAUAAUCUGUUCCCCACUGAUAGUACCCUUCCAAUUGUGGAAGAUUCAAAUGGGGUGUUUGUGUGGUGGUAUAAUAAUGUCUUUGAAGAAGUUGUAAAGGGAGCUGAAAGCCCCACUGCGUUUUACAAACUUGUUACUGAGGUCAAUGUUGACUUCACCGUAAUGGAUUUUUUUGACCCCAAACUCAAUCCGGUGGAAAAGUGUGGGAUAUGUCUGUUGUAUGGCAAAGAUGCUGAGAUGAUAAAGCAGAGGGCUUUGUAGAUCAAGCCGAUAUCCCUAAAUUCAUAAUUUCAUUUUAUUUGAGCUGUUUGCAAGAUUUGUGGCUGAGGAUGUUUUUGAGUUUGUUAGGCUGAGGAGGGAUGUCUUUCUUGUUUUAACCCAUCUCCAUCGCCAAGCUUUUUGGCUGAGGAUGCUUUUAAAUGCAACUGCUGUGCUUCCACUAGAUAUUAUGAGACUCUGGGCAUAAAUGAGUAGAUAUUUUUGGAAACUCAGAUCUAUAAUAAGGUUAAAUACAGCGGCCUCUUGGUCAACAUCGCUUUGGAGUUUGGGGGCCUUUUUCUUCUAAGAGCAAUGGCCUCCCAGUUAGUGCAAAAACAAAGUCAAUGAAAGAUUGGCUUAUCAUGGAA
Molecule: messenger RNA, 4268 nt
Organism: Prunus dulcis (almond)
Lineage: Eukaryota; Viridiplantae; Streptophyta; Magnoliopsida; Rosales; Rosaceae
Product: disease resistance protein RUN1-like
Exons: 6
Coding region: 187-3903 (1238 amino acids)
Biological process (GO): defense response; signal transduction
Molecular function (GO): protein binding; ADP binding
Source: RefSeq, a predicted model, not a curated record